Polyodon spathula (Mississippi paddlefish) is the source of this 1268-nucleotide messenger RNA. Its product is annotated as cholesterol 25-hydroxylase-like protein 2. The transcript has a single exon. Lineage: Eukaryota; Metazoa; Chordata; Actinopteri; Acipenseriformes; Polyodontidae. Gene Ontology annotation, molecular function: C-4 methylsterol oxidase activity; steroid hydroxylase activity; iron ion binding. Gene Ontology annotation, biological process: sterol biosynthetic process; cholesterol metabolic process. Bases 136 to 993 code for a protein of 285 amino acids. The record is from RefSeq and is a predicted model, not a curated record.
AAAUGGGUCUUUAGAAACCACACUGUUUAACCAGCUUCAGUUUGCCAGUUAGAUUAAUUGCAACUUUUCUGGGAUAACUGAGGCAUCCCCAUAUAAAUGAACUGAGCGGUAUUUGAAACAAACGAUCUACAAAAGAUGGCAUCAAGCAGACUUUUGGCAUGUUACCACCAGGCUAUUGAGAUGCCCAACGUCACUCUCUGCACUCUAGAAGAGCCUUUACUGCAGCCGUUUUGGGACUACCUGCACACCAAUUACCACGACACCUUGAGAUCUCCUCUCUGCCCCAUCAUCCUCUCCGUGUCCACCUACUUCAUCCUGGUUGCUCUCUAUACAGUUCUGGAUGUCUUAGCUCAGAGGUGGCAUUGCAUUAACAAGUACAGAAUCCACCCAGAGAAGCCAGUAACCUGGAAGAAGAUCUGGAGAACACUGGGUCUCACCACCUACAACCACCUGGUCUUCAUCUUCCCUGCCUCGGUGUGUCAGUGGUACUGGAGGCCACCAACACCUCUGCCUAAAGAAGCACCGAGCCUGUCCCAGUUUAUGUUUGGCAUCCUGGCGUGCACCAUCUUGUUUGAUUGCCAGUACUACCUGUGGCAUAUUCUGCACCACAAAAUAAAGUGGCUGUACAGCACCUUCCAUGCCAUCCACCACGAGUUCAGUGAGCCCUUUAGCCUUGCCACGCAGUACCUCUCUGCCUGGGAGCUGAUCUCCGUGGGCUUCUGGGCCACAGCCAAUCCGAUCCUCCUUCACUGUCAUUGCCUGACCGCAUGGGUGUUCAUGAUGUUCACUGUCUGGAUCUCCACAGAGGAUCACUGCGGCUAUGACUUCCCUUGGUCCCUGCAUAACCUUGUCCCAUUCGGUCUGUGGGGAGGUGCUCUCAAACACGACUUGCACCAUCAGAAGCCUACCACUAACUUUGCACCUUUCUUUUCACACUGGGACUGGCUUGGUGGGACCAGUUCAGAUGCUUUUACAGCUAGAUCAAAAAAGUGAGAAUGAAUCCCUUUUGUCCAUUAGAUUUUAAACUUGCUAAUUAUUAUGUAAUUUUUUAACAUGGUUUUGUAUUUAACAUGGUGUUGUAGUUAACAUGAUUUACUUUAUAUUACUUCUCUAUACUACCUUGCUUGCAGUGGGCAUUUAAACUAGCAUGUUUAGUUGAUUGAUCUUAUGUUUGCUGUUCAACUUACUAAUGCAGUAAUUUCAUAUAAACUCAAUAAUUUAGUUUUACAGGGUAUUUCUAGACUAGAUUUACACAUACAUUUAUUCAU